Messenger RNA from Aedes albopictus (Asian tiger mosquito), 1347 nucleotides. RefSeq lists its product as uncharacterized. NCBI's taxonomy places the organism in Eukaryota, Metazoa, Arthropoda, Insecta, Diptera, Culicidae. Gene Ontology annotation, molecular function: NAD binding; ADP-ribose diphosphatase activity; NADH pyrophosphatase activity. The coding region runs from base 260 to 1222 and encodes 320 amino acids. The record is from RefSeq and is a predicted model, not a curated record. The transcript is spliced from 6 exons.
GUGUUAUCGCAACCUUGUAGUGUGUGGGUGCGUCAUUUGUUUAUAUGGUUUAUAUAAACCAUUCAGACGGACGGAGAUAUUCGGUUAUCUCCCUCAGAAGUUGCCAUUCGCGGAGAUUCACCUCAAUUGUUCUCGAGACCAUUGUGAUUUUAGUCUGAACUCUUCUGGUCUACACAUUAGGCGAAUGUUAAUGAGUUAGCGUGAUCCGCAGUAAGACAGUGCUUAUCAUUUUAGUUCCUUUUGUUUGCAAGAAAGUUAAAUGACAAGUGUGCUCAGUCGUACUCGCUUACUGACCCGGUUUAAACUCAACACCGCUGUGCCGCUAGUUCAGCUGUACGCCAGAAAAAUGAGCGAAAGAGCUGAUACCGUGUUGAAUGCUGCAGACAGCUGGUUCAAUAAAUAUGUUGCCGUCCAAGAUGCACCGGAAGGGAUUUUCAAAGGAGUUUCCGAUCGAUUCAAUGGGAUUACAGUCGACUCGAAUCUCGAAACGUGCCAUCCAGAGCAGUUUUCGUCAGUCUUGCAAAAAUCGCUCUCUCAUUGGACAGACAAUAAGAAAAGAGGCAUAUGGUUUAAGGUUUACCUGAACUCCAGCCAUUGGGUCCCAGAACUGGUGAAUAGUCAGUUCAAAUUUCAUCACGCCAAAGACAACUUCGUUAUGAUGUACCGAUGGUUACCGUCCGAUGAAAGUCCGAACAUCCCACCCUACGCACACACAAUGGUCGGAGUCGGCGCUCUAGUCCUAAACGAUAUGAACCAAAUCCUCGUGGUCAGCGAGAAAAAUGCAUUGAUCAAGGGAUCGUGGAAGCUCCCCGGUGGAUAUGUGGAACCUUGCGAAAACUUUGUGGAAGCAGCCAUCCGGGAGGUCCAGGAAGAAACCAACAUAAAGACCAAAUUUGAAUCCGUAGUUUCCUUGCGGCACGCUCACGGUGCUGGCUUCGGAUGUUCCGAUCUGUACAUAGUAAUGGCUCUGUCGCCAGAGAACUCCGAAAUCGUAAAGUGCGAUCGGGAGAUUUCCAAAUGCGAAUGGAUGGACAUUGAGGCUUACUUGCAACAUCCCAAGGUGCACGAAACCAAUCGCAACUUUGUUCGCACUUAUCUGCAGUACAAACAAAAUGGAUUGAAGUUCAUUUGCAAGGAUGAAGUACAUUCUGUGUUGAAGAAACAAUACAAUAUCUACCAGGUAGAGGCCGACAGUACCAAACUUCCCAAUAGCUCUUUAUAGUCAUGAAUUUUAUUCGCAAAGACGAUUAGCCCGAUGCGGGUUGUCUAAAAAAUAAACCGUGGAAUAUUGUUUUGUAAAUAUUUUGUUUGUGGAAAUAAACCAUUGUUGAUUAGAAAUAGAAAUAA